ACUCCAGAUUUACCCAACAGUGCGACAAUUUCCCUUUUCUUUGUGCACGCAUAAUUUUUAUCCACCUUAAACUACAUUGCUUUCUCCAUUGAUACCAACUAAAAUGGUUAAUAUUGAAGUUAGAUCUCGUUCUAAGUCCCUCUUGGGUCUCUCCACCAAUGAAUUGAGCUUGGAUGAUCCUGUCUCAGCUUUAGCUGAAUUGAUUUCAGAGUCAAAUAAGGAUAUUUCCGUCAACAGACUCAGAAUUACCAUCAAUGAUGCUGCCGUUAAGAAACAAAUCCCAUUGGAAUCCGAUAAAUCAUUCAUUGAUAACGGAGUUCCUCGUGGUGCCCCAGAAAUCACUCUUUAUGUCAAGGAUUUGGGUCCACAAAUUGCCUGGAAGACUGUCUUUCUCGUGGAAUAUUUGGGUCCACUUUUACUCCACCCAUUGUUUUACCAUUUCACUUCCAUCUAUUCAACUGCUGCUGGUGUCCACACUCAAACCCAGAAAUUAGCCUAUGCCAUGGUCUUGCUUCAUUUCUUGAAGAGAGAAUACGAAACUAUGUACGUUCAUUCUUUCUCUCAAGCAACCAUGCCAAUCUUCAAUAUCUUUAAGAACUCUUCCCAUUAUUGGAUCUUAUCUGGAUUUAACUUGGCCUUUUUCAUUUAUUCUCCAAACUUUGCCACCGGCUCCAAGUCCAAUGCGUUCACUAAAUUUUUGUUUUAUGUCAACGAUUUACCAACUUGGGCCAAUGCUUUGUUAGUUCUUGGUUGGAUCUUUGCUGAAGUUUCCAACUUCAAAACUCAUUUGAUUUUGGCCUCUUUAAGAUCUUCCGAUCCAAAGGCUCCAAAGAAGCAUGUUAUCCCAUACGGAUACGGGUUUAACCUUGUUUCCUUCCCUAACUAUUUCUUUGAAUCUUUGGGUUGGUUGUUUUUCGCUGUAUUGACCAACAAUUGGUCUGCUUGGUUGUUCUUGGCCAUCUCAAGUGGUCAAAUGUUCAUUUGGGCUGAAAAGAAACACAAGCGUUACUUGAAGACUUUUGGUGAUGAAUAUAAAAAGUUGAAGAGAACUGCAUUUAUUCCAUAUGUUAUCUAAGUGUUUAGAGGAGAAGACGGAAGAAGAAGAAGAAGAAGACGAAUGAAUAUUAUUAUCUACUGUUUCUACUAAUGGGUGUACCACAUAUGUUUUUUUAUUCUCUUUCAUUAUUUCAUUU
Molecule: messenger RNA, 1193 nt
Organism: [Candida] anglica
Lineage: Eukaryota; Fungi; Ascomycota; Pichiomycetes; Serinales; Debaryomycetaceae
Source: the annotation of a GenBank genome assembly